Messenger RNA from Drosophila miranda, 663 nucleotides. RefSeq lists its product as uncharacterized. Bases 97 to 663 code for a protein of 188 amino acids. Lineage: Eukaryota; Metazoa; Arthropoda; Insecta; Diptera; Drosophilidae. The record is from RefSeq and is a predicted model, not a curated record. The transcript is spliced from 2 exons.
ACCAAAGAAGAUCCAAGUGGAGCAUCCAGUAUAAGAAGAGGAGAGUACAGCACCUGGAAUUUCCAAUCUUCUCAAGAGGUUCGUCGGUCGUCGAGGAUGUCCGCAACGCGUGAACUGCGACAACGCGACAAAUUUCGUCGGAGCAAGUCGCCACUUCAGCGAACUGCGGAGGAAGAUAGAGGCGGAAGCGGACGAGAUAUGCGAAUUCGCGUCAAGAAGCGGGUGCGAGUUUGCCUUCAAACCGCCUCGAGCACCGCACAUGGGCGGACUUUGGGCGGCCGGUGUGAAGUCUGCCAAGGGCCUACUCCUACGGGCAGUCGGAAGCGCUCUCCUCACCGCAAAGGAGCUGGAAGCCGUGCUGGUUGGGAUCGAGGCGGUACUCAACUCGCGUCCGCUAGGACCCCCAAGCCCAGACCCAAGCGACGGAGACGCGCUGACUCCCGGGCACCUGCUGACAGGCGGGCCGCUCAUCGCACCCCCAGCACCCAGGACCCCGGACCAGGAGGGUCUGAGCUGCCUAAAGCGAUGACGGCUUGUCUCGUCAGCCAGGCAAAUGUUCUGGCAGCGAUGGGCUUGCAAAUAAGAUGCAAGUGGCACCAGGAGGAACCAAAUAUCAAGGAAGGCGACCUCGUAAUCGUCUUAGCUAAGAAGAAAUUGUUUUGA